GCGCAGCUUCGCAAGGACAACAUCGACGUUGACGGCACCAUCGACGCCAGGUACAAGGCCAAGAAUACUCAGGUCAAGAACUACGCAGUCAAGAACUACGACCGCGACAAUCAAGCGGCUCAAAAGAUGCAAGCAUUGGAAGAGGAGAUUACGCCUACCAAGUCCUUGCCAGUGGAAGAUGGCAGCCCGGUCGUGGAGCAGGUGACACCAACGUCACAAGAACCGUCCCAGUCAUCGCGGGAAGUGCCCAACAAGCGCAGACGUCUUCAGCGCAGAGAGUCGAAGAAGCAACUCGAGCAGAUGAUCCAUGAGCCCCACAACAUCCUCAAGCACACUGGGCAGGAUCCUCCUACAAGUAUGACCUCCAUCAAAACGUGGGUCACCAACAUCAAGAAGACUCCAGCACACAAACAAAUGGCGAUGGAUCAGCACAUGCAGCAGAUGCACCAAAUCUUGGAGGAGGGCAAGUUCAACAAAGGUCAACUGCAAGGCUACCACAUCAAGAAAGUCUGGAACCUUCCGCAGACUACAGAGAUGAGAGCUGUGCCUGAACUCUACACAUAUAGCAAAUUCACACAUCCGUGCGCGGUUUCUGGCAAGUUCAAGUUUCCCAAGCUCAACAAUGCGGGAUACGCAGAGAUUGACAAGGAAGCAGCAUUUUGCUACAUCGGGUCCACCAACCUCACGCGCAGUGACCGCAAGAGAGAAUACAAAAGAGUCGCACAACUUCGACAACUUCAACAACAGAAACUUCCCAAAACAGAGAUCGCAAUUCGCUACUGGAAUGACACCAAGUCCUACGAGCAGUUCAGCACAAUCCUGUUUUCGCAGCAUUCGGCGUAUAUUGAUGCAUGGGCUGAAGAGCAUUGUCUUCUACAACGUUGGCAGCCCAAGCUGAACUACCCCUUUGUCACGAAAGAGCUGGUUAAAAAAGCUCAUGGCUUGGUACCAAAGCGACAACAACCUCACGCGCAAAGACCACCAGACUCACUUGCAACAAUAUUCGAAAAGAUUCGUCGCCGCGUUCAAGGACAAAAACGUCAGCUACUCAACGUGAUACCAAAGCAAGCACAAUUUUGGAAGCUCCUCUGCUACGCCAUUUCCAGCGACACCAAGCAAGAGUACGACGCCUCACGAGAACUCCGAAGUGGCAAGCACGACAUGGCAAGCACGACAAUGAGACAAUCACCGCAUCCACCUCCAGUUGAGUUCCUCCAGGGGCAAUUGCGCCAUCAUCAAUGCCAGUUGGAACAAGAACCUCGACUGACGCAUAGAUUAGUCAAGCACAUCAUUUCCAUCAUCCCCGACGACUACAUCAUCCACAAUGAGGAUCACGCCAACGCGUCACCAAAGCACUACCCAAAACUAUUGUCCUACGACAAGCCCAUACCGUAUGGCUACAUCAUGAUGAAGCGGAAAGAGAGCUGGAGCAAAGGCCGGACGAUCAUCGCCUACGCAAACACAUGCGUCGGCAAGCUCCUCAAGAUUGCAGCGUUGGCACUGCAGCAAAUGCUCAACAUCGCCUGGCCUGCACAUUUCGGCAAUGUCAGCACGCCAGAGCUAUGGAGCGAGAUCCACCUAUUCCUCAGCAACAACGAGCAACACCUGAGUUUCCUCAAUCAUGAUCUGGUGGGGUUCUUCAAUUCUAUACCCCAGGCUGACAUCAUGCAGAGCAUCCAAUUCCUCACCUCCGAGUUCCUGGACAAGAACAAUUUACGGCACCCUCCUGGUAGAUCCGCACAACAAGAUUAA
Messenger RNA from Symbiodinium sp. CCMP2456, 1752 nucleotides. The record is from the annotation of a GenBank genome assembly. Lineage: Eukaryota; Dinophyceae; Suessiales; Symbiodiniaceae.